UCUAAACCAAGUUGGUAUGUACAUGCGCCAGAGAUAAGAUCGAGUUAGUGUAGGACUAUGAGUUGUACAAAUCGACAACUUUCGGUCCACAAGACAUGAAUCUAAUUAGAUUGUUUAAGUCUGUAGACGAGGUCGCACUAGUAGAUACAAUCUCAUGGUGAGAAUCGUCGGACUAGCUCGGAUGACUUGGGAGAAGAAGAGCGAAAAGAAAAGAAGAGAACAAAUACCGAUCGCGAAUGAAAAUUAAACCCAAUACUACCUUAAUAUCGAAAUACCUUAUUGGAGAGUUACAAACGACCAUUCGGCAAAUCAUACUGCUACCCGAGGCCACAAAUUUAUCUGAAACACGUAUCAACGGGAAGAUCUCAUUUGGUCUUUCCCCUCCGUAAAGGAACUUCUAAGCGACAUUAAGAAAGUGGGUACGGGACCAAGAGCAGGGAAAUUUAUACCCUGGAAUCUAAUAUAUCAGGGACCAUUAUACAUAACAUAUUACAUAUCAAUUUGGCGCCAACGAUGAGUAUAUCCAAAGGUCUGAUACUUAAGAAAUUGAUUGAUGUUACUCCACAAGACGUAAUGUCCCAAACUCGGCGUUGUAUUGGUACGGAACUGGAGAUCUGGACCCUGAACCAUGGAAAACGAGAACUGAACCUGAGGAGAGAAGAGGAGGCUGGAUAUUGCGUCCAAAGCUACUAAGAACAAUAGUGUUCGUUUAAACUUCGAACCUCCUUGAGUCCCAACCGCAUCGAUUGAAUUCCUAUUUUGAAGUCAACUGACUAAGGCGGAGAUUCUGCCUAUUUGAGACAACGGUACUAUGUUUGUACGCGCAGCUCAUGUCUCUGUUGCCUCUGCAGGUCCUUGCCUGGUUCCUAAGUAUAACCCAACAUUUUUGCCACAUGCAUGUGCGUAGAGCGCUAAACGGCGCAAUGAGAACACAUAAAAAAAAAAGAAGGGGGAAAAAAAUAGCAGCGGAGAAUUUUAACUUACAGCCUGUUUUUUAUUUGGACGACGUAGCCUGCAGUAUGGAUGGAGUCCGACGGGGGCCCCAUUCCCGGCCAUCAUUAACAACCAGAUUCUAUACAUACGGAAUACCGCAGACGUACUUGAGGUGUGAAAAUGGAGACAUUCUCGUAUCAUAGUCUACGAGUCAAAACGAUUCAGCGUCCUUGACUGGUCAACGUUCAGCGUCUAUCAGACAUCAGGUCUUAUUCCGUUUGCCCCACGUUUAGCGGUCAACUCCGUGUCUUUCACUCUUUGUCUAAAGAGAGUUUUAUUUUUCAGUUUUUUUUUCUUUUCUUUUCUUUUCGUUUUUUUUCCUCCUCCUGCCGGUCGGGUCGAUGAUCAACGGAGUCGGAUUACAGUGUGAGAUCCCGUGUUCUGUACUUCGACGUAAUGUGGCGUGGUGGGCAAUGAGGACAUCCACGUAUGUGUAUUGUACUAUUGUUCCCACUGCCACGCCACUAGGGUAUUGGUUCAGUUAUGAGUUCAUUCCAACACGAAGAUGAAAGGAAAGGAAACGAAAUUAAAUCUCGUUCGACCAUCUGAUAGGAAUGAGAUGAGGUUAUCCGGCAACGAUGUAACUCAGCAAUUUUAUUCUGAGGGGAUCGAUAAUACAUCGGCUGUGAUUUCCACCCGCUAUGAAAUUUGGAUAGUUUUGUUAAGCCUCCCCAUAGAUUGUGGCAAUGCCUAUUGAUUGGCGGCAGAUCCGCUGAGGG
Aspergillus pseudotamarii is the source of this 1712-nucleotide messenger RNA. RefSeq lists its product as uncharacterized. Bases 831 to 1136 code for a protein of 101 amino acids. Lineage: Eukaryota; Fungi; Ascomycota; Eurotiomycetes; Eurotiales; Aspergillaceae. The transcript has 2 exons. The record is from RefSeq and is a predicted model, not a curated record.